AUGACGUUUGAUGACUGGAUCCGAAUUGGAACAGAUAUACAGAAAGCCUAUGAUUGGUACGAUGGCUUUGUGGUACUGCAUGGCACCGACACGCUUGCUUAUACAGCUAGCGCUUUGUCAUUUAUGUUUGAAAAUCUUGGAAAACCGGUUAUUAUCACCGGUGCGCAGAUACCGGUGUGUGAAACAAGGUCUGAUGGACGUGAUAAUUUGAUUGGAGCGCUAAUAUUCGCGGGCAGCUUUGAUAUUCCAGAAGUAACUGUCUACUUUAACAAUAAACUGCUGCGAGGGAACCGUUCCUUGAAAUUAGACAACAGCGGUCUGGAAGCAUUCGAUAGUCCCAAUAUGCUUCCACUGGCUCAUAUGGAAAUAUCUAUCAAAAUUAUGUACGAAUCGAUUUAUCGUUCACCGACUAUUCAGCCAUUCCAAGUCCAUGAGAAUCUGUGUCGCAAUAUUGGUCUCCUUCGCAUAUUCCCUUCCAUAUCGAUUGAUUUGGUAAAAAAAAUUUUUUUCUAGAA
Gongylonema pulchrum is the source of this 515-nucleotide messenger RNA. Lineage: Eukaryota; Metazoa; Nematoda; Chromadorea; Rhabditida; Gongylonematidae. The record is from the annotation of a GenBank genome assembly.